This is a messenger RNA of Panicum virgatum (switchgrass), 1730 nucleotides long. RefSeq lists its product as uncharacterized. The transcript has a single exon. The coding region runs from base 431 to 1354 and encodes 307 amino acids. Lineage: Eukaryota; Viridiplantae; Streptophyta; Magnoliopsida; Poales; Poaceae. The record is from RefSeq and is a predicted model, not a curated record.
GCAGUAGAAAUUAGAAUAGUGGUGCGAGUACGAUGGCCUGCAGGGAAACCGAGAUUGGUCCCUGAAAGAUGGAGCAGUUAUUCCACGCAAGCGGAGAAGGUUCCUCCGGUUUUAAACACCCCACGAGGCCGAGGGCUUCUUCCUCCACUCGCUUUCACGUACAGCUCACUUUCUUGGCCUCCCCCCUUUCCAGCUCGGUUUGCUAACUCAUGGUCGCCUCAUCCCCUCGCCCAACUCCACAUCUUUGCAUGGCUUUCAUGGCACUUCCAGCCGCCUCUAUGUAUAGCUAAGCUAGCCUCCUUGUCGAGGAUCAAUUCGUCAGUCACCCUGUCGAUAUCAGGGUACGCGCGCAUACACCUUUGAUCAGAUAGGAAUAUAGGAUUGCGUUCCGAUCCACAAAAGGCCAGCAGCGUCGUCGUCUCGUCUCCACAUGAUGCAGGACUUGUUCUCGGUCCCGUCCUGUUUCUCGGCCGGCGAGAAGCUCCCGGACGUCCCGGCGCCCUCGUCGGCGACCAGGUCGGGGCAGAGCGCGGUUACGCUGGUCUACCGCGCUGGGAUCGCCGGCCACGACCGCCUGGUCACGGUGACAUGGUGCAGGAACCUGCUCACCCACGGCCUGUCCGUGUCGAUAGAAGGGUCAGCGGGCGGCGGCAAGGACAAGAGCGCCAGGGAGUGGGGCGAGGCCGGCGGCGCCAAGCAGGGCUGCAGCAGCGCCUGCAAGGUGGAGAUGCAGCCGUGGCACUUCUGGCGCAAGUACGGCGCCAAGCAGUUCCAGGUCGACGGCAAGGCGAUCGACGUCGUCUGGGACCUCAGGAGCGCGAGGUACUCCGAUGAGCCCGAGCCGCUGUCCGACUACUACGUCGCGGUGGUCUCCGGCGAGGAGGUUGUCCUCCUCCUCGGCAACCUCAAGAAGGAGGCGUUCCGGCGGACGGGGUCGCGGCCGUCGCUGCAGGACGCCGUCCUGGUGUGCAAGAAGGAGCACGUCUUCAGCAAGAAGCGGUUCCUCACCAAGGCCAGGUUCCACGAGAAGGGCAAGCUGCACGACAUCAGCAUCGAGUGCAGCAGCAGCAACCUCGGCGGCGGCGUCGACGUCGACAUGGUCAUCAAGAUCGACGGGUCCGUCAACGUCCUCGUCAGGCACCUGCAGUGGAAGUUCAGGGGCAACGAGUGCAUCUCGAUCAACCAGCUCAAGGUGCAGGUCUACUGGGACGCGCACGACUGGCUCUUCGGCACGGGGAUGAGGAACGCCCUCUUCAUCUUCAAGCCCGAGCCGCCGUCGGCCUCUGCUGACUUCCACAGUUCUGAUGAGUGCUCUGAUUUCUGCCUGUUUCUCUACGCAUGGAAGGUUGAAUGAGCUAGACAGGAGGAUCCUACGCCACACUUGUUGCUACUAGCCAUGUUAUGAACCAAUAAUUCAUAUCAUGUAAUACUGAUGGAUUGGGAGGUGGAAGUGUAUGGGAAUGAUUAUUGCGGCCUUCUUCUCUCUCUUUCCAUGGGAGCACAUGGAGGAUUGGACUGGAGGGGCGCAGGAUAGUCCUGGGGAUUAGGAUCAACAGGCUGGUCCUGAAUCUGAUAGAGAGACAUGACAGGCAGGAUUCGCAAUGGCAUAGCCUAUCCCAAUCAUGCAUUCAUGCGGAAUUAUCCUGGGAGAGUCCAGCGAAGAGCUGGUCCCUCUCCCAUGCACUACUCUGCUCCAUUUCUCUUAUUAUAUUCUUUUGCUCGUUUGUUUU